Molecule: messenger RNA, 899 nt
Organism: Lineus longissimus
Lineage: Eukaryota; Metazoa; Nemertea; Pilidiophora; Heteronemertea; Lineidae
Product: macrophage mannose receptor 1-like
Exons: 5
Coding region: 1-735 (244 amino acids)
Source: RefSeq, a predicted model, not a curated record
AUGGCGUUACAGAGGAAGAAAAGGCGCUUCUGGAUUGGGGCAACUAAUAAGGAAUGGACAUGGCACGGUUAUGAGCACAUGCUUUACACCAACUGGCUGGCCGGCUACCCAAAAGUCCAGGCCAAGUCAUGCCUCUUGCUACGGGAAAAUACGUCAAAAGGAUAUAUCUGGACCAACGCAAAUUGUACAGAGAAAAAACCUUAUAUUUGCCAAUAUCAUAAGGCAUACUAUACGCCUCAUGCUGAUGCGUCAAAACCGGCUGAAGACCCGAAAUCACCGGCAGACCACCCGCCAAACUUGACGAGUGAACCAGAUAUAAGAAGCGUUGAGGGACGAGAUACAAUCGACUAUUUCCCUCUCAUUGGCAUCUUCAUUGCUCUACUUGUGAUUCUAGUGGCAAUCUACAUCUUUAUUAUCUGCAUAGUUUACAGGAAACGACGGUCACGAAGAGCAGAUUCAGCUGAACAACUCUAUUACAACAACUCUGAUGAUAUGUUUGGCAGCAAUGGUGACCAUGUUGAUAGAAUCUCAACGAUUUCAUCAUCUCCCUCGUCUUAUGUGACCGCAAGAGACAUACAGGUACAUUCCUCGGGUCGACAGCUCGUGGAGGGGAUCACGGUCCACUCCGACGGGGACGGGACACUGUUGAAGGUUGCAUUGCUUCAUCAGGCUAUACUGGCAGAGAGAACCGAGCCAGAAAUUAGCAAUGACGAAGUUGCUGAUGCAAGAAUGUGAACAAGCUAACAGUUGGUGCAAAGAGGAGAAGAGAUCAGAAGAUAUGUAUUUCAUGGAGGCCCGAGUACGGCACUGUCCUGGUGCACUGUCCUUUACUUGUUGAGGAACAAAUGAAGCCACAAGAAAGUGCCUUCCUGUAGAAAUAACAAUAGAAAACAGUUGUU